AUGGCCAAGAGAAAAUCUAUUGCCAGUCCAGCGUUGCCACGCAAGAGGACGAAACUGGACCAGCCGACCGAAACGCCCAGUCUUCAAUCACUCGAUACUGAUGCAACGGCUUCCUCUUCUUCUUCGCCAUCUCCGUCACCUCCGCCACGACCCCUAAAACGCAAGAGACCAGUUGACAACUCGAUUGACAGCCAAGAUGAGUCGGAUACAAGCACCAGCACGAAACGGGCCAAGACAGAGAGUCCGAGAGAGCCAUCGCCUGAUUUCGAUUACGGGGAGAUUCUGUUGCAUGACGAUUAUCCAGAAGCACAAGCGCACAUCUACUGGGAGCCAACGGACUUGACCGAGGAGGCGAGGCGGUGGAGGGAAAUAGCCACACUCUACUCCCAGGGCUAUGUGGGUGGCUGCUCGUGUGGAAAAAUGCACAUGGCUAUUGGCCGGAAAUCGUGGCAUUACCCAGGUCAAGAACCAGAACUGGAUGAUGAACCAGGCCAACCAUUUCCAGAACAAGACGAAGCAUACGCACAAUCAGCUUCUACAUCUGCAUACCGAAGUCGAGGCCGACAGCCGCUGCUCAGCCCAGAGCUUUCCGACGAUGAGAUUGAUGCUGGCAACAAUCAAUCCAGUUCUGCGCCCAUCGAUGUCUCUACUCCGCGGGAACCAUCGAAUACACCAGACUUGCCAGAGCCCGUUGUUCCGGAAAUACCAGAUGUUUCCCCCAACCCUUCGCUCACCAUUGCGCCUACGGUAAACGUUGGUCGAGUCUCGCGUCAACGCAACGUGAAAAAGUCAACCCCGCGACACAAAACACCCAGGAAGAACAAAGACAAGACAAGCAAAGGAAAGAAAGACAAGACUGUCGAGCAACAGCCUCGGAACCGGAAACGAGAGGCCACAAACGCGGCCAAAGAGUCUGCUGCCUUAAGACGGUCGUCGAGGAGAAAUGCCCAAGCCCAGCUCUGGUUCUUGGAUGACAGGGGCAAGGCUUGCGAAGCAGCAGUAUCUUUAACAUGA
This is a messenger RNA of Trichoderma gamsii, 1014 nucleotides long. RefSeq lists its product as hypothetical. Lineage: Eukaryota; Fungi; Ascomycota; Sordariomycetes; Hypocreales; Hypocreaceae. The coding region runs from base 1 to 1014 and encodes 337 amino acids. The record is from RefSeq and is a predicted model, not a curated record. The transcript has a single exon.